Molecule: messenger RNA, 1494 nt
Organism: Macadamia integrifolia
Lineage: Eukaryota; Viridiplantae; Streptophyta; Magnoliopsida; Proteales; Proteaceae
Product: peptide chain release factor 1, mitochondrial
Biological process (GO): translational termination
Molecular function (GO): translation release factor activity, codon specific
Source: RefSeq, a predicted model, not a curated record
AGGAGGGCUGAGAAAAAUAGGUGCCCUGCUUUCUCACUGAGUUGCAGUCCACUGAAACCCACAUCUCUUCUGUUUACUCAGGGAGGGAGACCGGAGGCAAAAUGAGAAUUCGUGGGUUUAUGUAUAUGAGGGGAUACUUGGUUCAGGAGUUGAAAGUAUUGGAUUCUCUGUCUAAACCCAGUUCUCUUCUCAAUCGGCAUAGCUCGAGAUGGUCUGUGGUUUCAAAUAUGAAGAAUGCUUCGCUCUCCACCCUCCGCUUUUAUUCCACUGAUGGAUGGUUUGAAGACACUAUUGGAUGAAUGCCGUGAGGACAAAGCGAUGUGUGACAUGGUAGCUGAGGAAUUGAGCGAGGCUUUAGUCGAGGAAAAAAGGCUGCAGCAUCUCCUAUUGAAUUCGUUGCUUCCUAAGGAUGAUGCUGAUGAAAGGGACUGCAUUUUGGAGGUGAGAGCAGGGACUGGAGGGGAAGAGGCCUCCUUAUUUGCAAUGGACAUUUUCAAAAUGUAUGAAAGGUACUCGCAAAAGAAAGGUUGGAGAUUUGAAGUUGUUGACAUUAUGGAAUCUGAUCUUAAAGGUUAUAAGGAGGCUAGUGGUUCAAUUUCAGGAGCUGGGGUAUAUGGGAAACUUAAAUUUGAAAGUGGCAUUCAUAGGGUGCAGCGAGUUCCGAUGACAGAAAAAUCUGGACGUGUUCACACCAGUGCUGUUUCAGUUGCAAUCCUCCCUCAGGCAGAUGAGGUAGAUGUUCAGUUACGGAACGAAGAUUUGAAAAUUGAUACUUACAGAUCUGGUGGGUCAGGUGGUCAGCAUGCAAAUACCACUAAUAGUGCUGUUAGGAUGACUCAUAUUCCUUCAGGGUUGACUGUAUCAAUACAAGACGAACGAUCCCAACAUAUGAAUAAGGCCAAAGCACUUAAAGUACUCUGUGCAAAGCUAUAUGAGAUGGAGAGGUCUAGAUUACACACAACCCGAUCAAAACUUCGUUCAGAGCAGAUUGGAAGUGGUGAUAGAUCAGAACGCAUUCGUACGUACAAUUUUCCCCAGGGACGUGUGACUGAUCAUCGUGUUGGUAUCACUUAUCAUUCGAUAAUCGAUAUGAUGCAGGGUGAGAGCCUAGAUGUCUUUAUCGAUGCUCUUCUUUUACAGCAGGAGAUGGAUGCAAUUGCAUCUUUUAGCUCCCUCAAGUGACAUUAUUCAAGGCUCCAGUAGUCCAAAAAAAAUCACUUUGUUUUAAAUUAUGGAAUAAUUGUUUUUGAAGUGAUCAAUUUAGAGUUUCUCAUGCACUCAUUCUUUCAUUUAAGUAACAGCAUACAGAUAAAGAGAAUUUUAACGUAGCAGUGUGCACCAUAUGGAGUGUUGUUCCCGACGUUCGAUAUAUUGAAUGUUAGGGCAGGACAGUGGAUAGAGUUGGGGGUCGCAUUUUGGAUGGGUUGGAUGUCAUCGAACCCCAACCCAUUUGCAAAGAUUUAAAUGUUCUACCAAGGAUCUCCAGAUUCAACA